AUGGCGUCGAUAUCGUUCCUUCGAACGUCAACAGAGCAGAAAUCGACACAAUAUCACGGUAAAGUAAAGUACUCUGACAAUGAACAAGAUUUGAUGAAAACGGAGUUAGAUAAACGAGUCGGUGUUCUGACUCCUGCUAAACCCAGUCAAGAUACCAAGCUAUACAGAAAACUCGUAGAUAUAAAGAAGAAAAAGAAACAAGUUGAAAAAAUCCAUGCAUGUGUUAUGGGCGCUGUAAACGCUUUUCUUGUGACUAUAGACAAGCACAAUAUUGCUGAUAAAGCCAGUCUGGACCUUGGUGAACUAAAACUAGUAUUUGAAGACAAAGAAAGUUUUACUGAUAAACAUUGUGAGAUACUGUUUGGGGAGGUGAUUUCAGCCGAGGAGGCGUUCGAGUCGCUGGAUAAAGAUGAGGAUGGACAGGUAGAUUUCCGUGAGCUUAUGGAAUUUAUCCAGAGAACUGGAAUUUGUAUGUUGGAUACCUUCCAAGGUUACAGUCGUCAAGAAAUCUCCGGUUUUUCUUCCUUCGUUGAACGUGUUCAAAAUACCAUUUUACUCAAUUUAAAACGUGUCCAUGCAAACCAUGGAGAUUAUCAACGAACUGUAGGAAUCAACACUGGACAUAUAGAAAGUGUAGAUUUCGGUAAUAUGGUUUUUGCCGAUAAGAAAUUUGUCGAAGAGAGGGGUUAUAACGCCGUGAAAGCUUUCCUUCAAUAUCACGUGAUCAAUAAAGUGAUGGUCCCGGAAGUAGAACCACGCAGAAACUAG
Messenger RNA from Lottia gigantea (owl limpet), 768 nucleotides. RefSeq lists its product as hypothetical. NCBI's taxonomy places the organism in Eukaryota, Metazoa, Mollusca, Gastropoda, Lottiidae. Gene Ontology annotation, molecular function: calcium ion binding. The record is from RefSeq and is a predicted model, not a curated record. The coding region runs from base 1 to 768 and encodes 255 amino acids. The transcript has 8 exons.